AUAACCUGACUAUCGAAAAGUCAUGUGUAUAGUACUUGGGUACACGUGAUUCAGAAUAUUAAUUUUGUAUAUUAAUUAUACUAAACAAUUCAUCGAAAUGAAACUCAAAAAUUUACGAAUAAAUCCUUUAAGUCAAGUUCAGAAAAAGAAAAAUGAAGAAGAACCAAGUACUUCAGAACACAAAACAUCAGAGGUUAUUUUGCCUUCUGACAGCAAUUUUAAUCACAUAAAGUGUAAAGCAGUUCGUUAUCAGAAAUGUCAGAAGUUAAUGAAAGAAAAAGCAAAAGCAAAAAAAGAAGCUAAGAAGAAAAGAAUUCAAGAAGGUGGCCCAAAACAAGUUCCACAUACUAUUGAAAGCUUAAGAGAAAAAGAUGAAACUACUGUCACUGGUGAUCUCGAUGAUGAAGAGAAUGCAGAACUUAAAGUUGAUUUUGAACAUGAUGAAUUUGCUGCUUACUAUAGACAUGCUUAUGAACCUAAAGUUUUGAUUACUUUUAGUGACAAUCCAACAAGAAAGAAUAGAAUUUUUGGAAGAGAAUUAACGAGAAUAAUACCAAAUUCUAUCUCUUUAUAUAGAAAUCGUUCUGGAGUAAAGAAAAUGGUAAAAAGUGCUAUUGCAAAAAAUUUCACUGACAUUGUAAUUGUUAAUGAAGAUCAGUGCAAACCAAACGGUAUGUUAAUUAUUCAUUUACCUGAUGGACCAACAGCACACUUUAAACUUAGCAAUGUUAAGUUAACAACAGAUUUAAAACGUAAUCAUAAAGAAAUUUCUAACCAUAGACCAGAAGUUAUUUUAAACAAUUUCACUACUCGCUUGGGUUGUACAAUUGGUAGAAUGUUAGGAGCACUGUUUCAUUAUGAACCUGAAUUUAAAGGCAGGAGAGUAGUAACAUUCCAUAAUCAAAGAGAUUAUAUAUUCUUCAGACAUCAUAGGUAUCAAUUUGACAUGAAAAGAGGUAAACCCAGAUUGAGAGAGUUAGGACCAAGAUUUACCUUAAAAUUGAAAUCAUUACAACAUGGAACAUUUGACAGUAAAUAUGGGGAAUAUGAAUGGCUGAUACAAGGAAAAAGACACGAUAUGGAAACUAGUAGAAGAAAGUUCUUCUUAUAAAGUUUAUUAUUUAAUACAAAGGUUUAAUUACUUUAAAUAAAUAAUAAAAAGCUUUUUUAUAAGAAAUAUAAAAA
Messenger RNA from Heterotrigona itama, 1185 nucleotides. The record is from the annotation of a GenBank genome assembly. NCBI's taxonomy places the organism in Eukaryota, Metazoa, Arthropoda, Insecta, Hymenoptera, Apidae.